Molecule: messenger RNA, 3400 nt
Organism: Nomia melanderi (Alkali bee)
Lineage: Eukaryota; Metazoa; Arthropoda; Insecta; Hymenoptera; Halictidae
Source: RefSeq, a predicted model, not a curated record
GCAAGCUGAAAGGAAUGUCGAGCGCCGUACAUCGCGACAGCAACGAAUUCUGAGUAUUUCUAAUCAUCAGUCACGCAACAACGCUGUCAACAACGUGUCAAUGAUUAAACACUUGUGCACCGACGAAGAAUGAAAGUAGACUGAACACAAUGCUCCUGAAACAGUUUGUUAUUAUCGUAUCUUUAAUAUAUUUUACAGAAUGCGCAGCCCAAGUUUACAAGAGUCACUCGGUCGAAACUGCAGUAGUAAUCAAACCAGCGGUUGUAAACGAUGAUUUUAUUACACAAACCGUCUACGGUUUCUUGGAUUUCACCACCACCAUUGGAAACACGGUGAUGGUAUUCAGCCCACAAAGCGCACCAGCAGACGGUGAAAAGGGAAAGAAGAGCAGUGUUUCGAUUAUUCAGACGAAACCGAGCGAAACGCAGGGAAAAGCGGUUCUUGAUAUUCAACCGAGCAAAACGCACAAGACCAACUCCGACGAGGAAACGAAGAAACAAGUAAAAGGCACAAAGAUCGUUGUGAAUUCCGUGAUUGAACAGAACGUCAUCAAUUCCUCGGAAGAUAACGGAUUGCGGUCUCCAAAAAGCCAGGUAAAAUCAAUCAAUAAUGUAACAUUUUCAAAAAAUUCCUAAUAAAGCAGAAUCUUAAAUUACCAAAAAAUACAUAUAUUUAAAUAUUUAAUGAUAUGUCGAACGUUAAGAUUAAUUAUUUGUUUGUUCUUACAGUUGAUCAGUCUGAGACCUUCUUCGAAACAACAUGCAAAACCUAGACCUACGGCACGAAGGGAAAAAGAGAAUCCGACUGGACUCGUCACGAAACUGGGAGGUACCAUUGUAAAGGACGGCUUAACCACUGUUCACGAAACGAGCGUAAUUGGUACCUACAUAAAUGGCAAAUACGCUCAAGUACUCCAAAGCUCUUCCAGGAUUCUUCAGAGUCCACCUGAACCGAAGAUUCCUGAAGGCAAAAUUCGUCCAUCUAGCACACAACGAAUCUUAAAAACUAUUGGACCGCAGCAAGGAAAGUUGAAACCGCAAUUGGAACCCACACCGACCCAUCAACAAGAAGAAUCGUCAUUACCCCUAGAAGUCCUGUUUAGUGCGCCAGCUGGUUCCACAAUUCGAAGUACGCGGAAGAAUAAUGGGCCCAAUUCAGCACGUCCAAAAUUUCGUAACAAAAUCAAUGAAGAUUACGAUAGCGGAGAAGUGCAACAAAAUAAGCCACCUAAAAAUCGAAUCAGCACUACAGCAAGACCUGGCUAUAAAAACCGAAGCCCGCCCACAACGACGACCGAACCACCUGUUACACGACGCCGUACUGGCUUUAGGCCAAGCAACCAGCCGAAUUUGCCAUCAAAGCAGAUCCCAAAAAACAAAAUCGAGCAGCAACCAACCAAUUCUAAUCCUGCGCCGAAACUAAAGUUACCGAGAACGCAAGGGCGAUGGUCGUACAAAACAACUCCUAAGCCAAGGGUGAUCAUUCGGAAACAAAUAGAUGAUGACGAGUUGCGUUCCACACCUGAAACUGGCACCACGGAGGGUCCAGUGAACGUCGAUGACAGCAAAACCACUGCGGCUUCCAUUUCCACGUCUACGACAACAACAUCGUCCACAACAGGCCAGGCAAUUGCCGCGCAAAGGAAAAUCCAGGAGCUUUCCAGUGACGAAGAAUUAGACCCAAGCGAAAGCGAAGAUGCACCCAGCGUUAGUGUCAGCCAAGAUCAACAACAUUCCGAUCAAAUAUUGCCUGUAGAAACGCUCAAUGUUGAGAUCUCUACUGCGGCCGACAACGGUGAUGCGUAUUUUGAAAUCGCUACUAUUAAAUCGCCGUACACUUUCCAGGUUGGAACCUUGAGGAAUACUCGUUACAUAACCGUCACUUCGACGUUAAAGAAGUCAUUUUCGACGGCAGAACCAACCAGCACGAUAUCGCCCACUGAACCCCUAACUGAAAAUCUCUUAGCAAAUACCGCAGCAGCUUAUGAAACAACGUUACCAUUAGACUCGGCUGUAGCCACCCUCCCAGCCAUAUCUCUGGAAUCUGGCCAGGCGACUCCUCCGUUGGAAACAUUGACGGAGACGUUCUCGACUACGCAGACCUUGUUAAAGACCCACUUAUUACCAGUGAUAUACGGCGGUAACACAACAAAAUUGACGUUAGUACAAACAUACAACGUUGCACGAGUGGUCACUGCCACGAAGACCCUACCACCAAUGGACAUAUACCAGUUCAUACCCAGCAAAGCACUGAACGAAUUUAACUCGAAACUCGACGAAGCGGGCAGCGAGCUGCACUUAGAAUUAGAUGUCGGGGACGACGACAGGGAUGACGAUGAUAUCCCUAAAAGAGUGGUAGCGCCGAACAACGACAUGGACUCGGAUCUGGAACCUUUCAAAUCUAUAUCAUCCUCGAAAGUGAAGUCGGAUACAUCGAGCAGCAGCUCCAUCGAGUCCCAAUUGACUCCCGAUCAACUGGCGCUGUUGAAAUACUUCGGUCAACAACAGCAACAACAACAGCAGCAAGUGAUUACCACCUCGCGACCAAUCGUCGUACUGGAGACGCUAUACGAGUCUCAUGUAAUUCCAGUGGUGAACAACGGAAACACUUUGUACUCGACGAUAUCCAGGCCAGUCGGCACCGUGCCACGGACAUCUUACGAAUACGGAACGUCCACAGUUGCACCAGUUCUGCCACCUCAAUUACCGCCGCAGCUGCCGCCGCAAUUACCUCUAUUCCCACAACAGCCACAGUUCACGGUGACGAGUGCACCCGUGGUCACACAAACGCUGGCAACCGUUUCCAAUUCGAAAGUACUGAAGCUGACCUUUGGAGCCAAGACGGCCUACACGACACUAUUUUCCAGCCGAGUAGUGCCAACUGAGGUCACAACCUAUGUUACGACCACCGUGCCCGUGCAACCUUCCGUCCCUGCUUUCCCAGGCUACUAUCCUCCGCCCGUCGCCUAUCCACCUUUUCCUUUUGUAGGAUAAGGUCUUCGAACUUUGCGCUGGCCGCGGCGAAGGAUAAGUUACUCACGCAUCGAUGACUGGGGAAUGUUUUGUUUCACGUAGACUGUUCCGAAAGUUUCGAAGAUAGAAGUUUCAAACAAAGAAUAUAUAUACUUGUAAUAGAUUUAUGACAUCGUGAUAAAUCAUCAAAUAUCAUAUUGGCAAUGACUAUUAACACUAGAACUACCGAACGUUUAAUAUGAUUGAUAUGUAAUCUUUAUAAAAAUUGCAACAACAGAUUUUUUCGCGGUUUUCGUGUAUUCAUUAUAGCAUUCGAGUGGAACUAUUAUAUUUUUAAAAUUUUUUCGGAUAUUCAUCACUCUUAAAAUAUCAAUAAUUGAGAAAUAAGAAAACUGAAACCCAUCAUUUUGAUAGGUGUGAUAGUUCUA